AUGUGUCAAGAUGUCGUGUCGACCGUCACAAGAUUCAACUGGUCAGCUGUCUCUGUCAUCUCCCCCAGCCCGGGGUCCCCAGCAUCUCGCAACGCCGAGAUAUUGUUCAACGAUCUCGCGCUUAAGAACGAGAUUUGCGUUCUGCCUCCUCUUCCCGGCAUACCCCGGGUUCACUUUACCCAAGACUGCAUGAACACGUCAUCACCCAGCGCAGGAAACACCCCCACUCUUUCCGUUUCUUGGGCAGGUGAAGCAGAAUGUGACGACAUCAUCAAAACAAGCGACGGGAACCAGUCGACGUCAUUGAGCUCUAGGAUACAGAUUUUCCAGGAAACGAUGGAGCUAAACUGUAGUCGUGGUGACGCAGACAACUCAUCAGACGUCUGCGUGUUUCUGGACUCGCUAGAGACUAUGCCCGUGGGUGCGGUGUUGUGGAGCAACAUGUUUGUACGUGGUCUGUGUUCAGCUUUAAAUCUUUCAUCGUCAGAUACUUCCCUGUGUGAUGCUUUACUCAGCUUGUUCCCCAAUCAGUCAAACGUCGUGAGUUUUGUCGACCCGGCUGGUGUUGUGACUAGGGUCACAGAAACCACAGAGCCGAGUGACGUUCUAAACAAUGCGAGUUUUAGCCAAUCGUGUGGACGAUUCUGUAGCUUCUGCCUUAAGUGCCCUGCCACGCUUGUGGACCGCGGUGCCAGAAAACCAUUAAUGGCGGUCGGAGAAGGUGAUUUUGUUGUUGUUGGGCUAUUCCCUAUCCACACGUCUUCUGUGAGUGGAUUCUGCGACCAGCCGAACCCGCCCGGGUAUCUUUCUGCGAUUGGAUUCCUGGAAUCGAUUCAACUCUAUGCUAAAAAUAACACUUCAUCGCCUCGAAUACAAGGCGUGUUAUUCGAUACUUGCGGAUCAUCAGAGUAUCGUAGGCUAUUCGAAGAAAUCGAUUCCUGUAAGAUGGGCGUGCAAAGAAUCAAUGACGUCACACAGUCUUCUAAAAUUCUGGAUCCUGCCGAGGUUCUAGCGUAUGUCGACGGAUCAAACCUUCCAAAUGUAGGACAUGAUAAACCGAUGUUGUAUGUUGAUAGCUCGGGUUACUCAACAAUCAACAACAUCCAUCAACAAUUUGCGGAGAACGCGUUGACUGCGCUCUCAAAACUCAACUGGACCGUCUUAAACGUCAUCGUGUCUGACAAAGAGCCUUUCUUGACCAUCGUCCGGCAUCUCAAGACGUCGAACAAAGCUAAAGAUUUCUGCUUUGUUAACUUGGUUGUUCUAGGUGUAAAAAAAGAUAUUUUAGCUCAGGAGCUCAACCAAACUCUCAACCCUUUCAGUCAAACUCCACUGUACCUUCUUCUCACUGAUCAUAACGACACACUAGAAUUCCUUCUGCGACUGCGCAAGUUACCCUCUACCGGAAGCGGCAAUAUAACCCUGAUCUACACGCCAUGGAAUGAACUAACCCCAAUGCCCAAAGACCCCCACACUAACCCAAACCUUAUCCUCCGUUACCACGCUGACCAGCAGACGAUACCAAACGACAACAUCGCUCGUUUGGUGCUGAACUCAAACACGUUCGCGCCACUUCCGUUCAAGAAGGAUGAGAGCGCUAAAUAUAGUAACAUCCUGUCAGCUGUCUUCAGGGGAACCUACGAUUGGCUGUCACGGCUAGAACUGACAGCUGAACAGCCAAUCAGAAACACGGGGGUGGAGUCUACAAGCCUGGAGGUGGUGCUGGUAAAGAAUGGAACUGAGACUGUCCUUGCUGACGUAGACGGCGCCUACCUGUCCAAGACCCAGGUCACCCUGCUGCCCCACAAUACCUGUCGUGGCUGGUGCCCCGCGUGCUACAGGUGCCACACCCCGCUCACCUCACCCCACACACACCUCCACAAGCCCGGUGACGUCAUCGUCACGGGGGUCUUCCCGCUCCACACUUCCGGUUCCGGCAUGUUCCGGUGUGGCGGGGUCAACCAGGACGAGGAAGCGACCAAUCGGGUUCUAGCUUUCAUGUUUGCUGUGGACUCCGCCAAGAGACGUUACCCACACCUCCUCCCCGGGGUUUCUGUGGGCGGGCUGGUGCUAGACUCCUGCUCAGAGACCGCGACGGCCCUGAAGAUCCUGGGAGAUUUCGAAUCUUGCGCGGUCAACUUUGGACAGAACACAAACGAUUCCGAGGACGGAAAUUCAACUGAUUCCAUCAAAGACUCCGCAAAUCCUACUCAAAACUUAGGCUACAUUUUCGACAAAAACAACAACACUUUGUCCAUUUCAGAACUUUUCGACCACGAAAAAAAGAACAUAUUUUUCAUCGGAAACGGCGACAGUGACGUAUUUCAAGGUGAAGGUUACGCUGACGUCACGAAAGCCAUUCUUGAAAUUCUAGCGACCUUGAAGUGGAAGCAAUACAUUUUAAUACUCGAGGAUAAAGGUCAGUACGAAAACGAGGCCAGGGCCAUUUUGUCCGCCAUUUUGAAGGAAAAAAGCUGCAUCGUCAAAACCCUUCCGUCCCGACCCACGGAGGACCCCUCAGUUCACGACCUGCUCACAGACUACCCGGGGUUUCCCGCCAUCCUCCUCGCCAGUUCGGCCAAUCAGAGACUGUUGUUUCAGCAUAUCCCAGAAAACAACACUAACUUCUGGAUCGUUCCGCUCUUGACUGCAGAUAGCCAAAAACUUGAGGAAAUUUCCAGCAUUUUCCCGCUAAACUCACUACUUCUGCUUUCAAAAUGGCAGACAAACGACGAACUAGCCAAUCACGUGCAAACCUACAAAGCUGAGGACAAAACAAAAUGGCUGAAAGAAUUUUCACGAAUUAGACAUUCUUGUCCAUCCUCUCCUGAUGCUCAGUCAAAGUGUUCGCUUGCAGACGACAGUUUCUUAAACUUUAAUUUGACGUCUGGUGCGACUAAAGUUAUACAAUCAGUGGACGUCAUUCUUCAUAACCUGCAUGCACAGUACGUCAAAAAAUGUCCGGGAAAAUCCGGUAUCUGUGAUAGCUUUGCCAAGGAUAUAGUUGAUAAAUUAGGUCUAGCUGCAGGAGACUUUCGUCAAGGGGAGCAACCAGAAAAUUACUUCAAGGGCAUGUUACAUUCCAAGUUGUCUCUUUUUAAUGUCCAAAAAGAUGGCAUAGUCGAGGUCGGGAGCUAUUACCAAAACCUGCUAAACCUAACCAAACCUAUCGUCAACAUGCGCCAAACGACCACAACCGACGUCGUCGUCAGGACCCCAGACACCAACUGCCACACGGACUGCGCAUGCCUGGAAGUGACGUCACCCAACGUCUCGUCCUUCUCUGAGCUUGACGAAUGCCUGUACACCGCCAGUCAGGGGGAGAUCAUUCUCGAGACGUGGACCAUCGCCGUCUUGGCCAUCGCCAGCUCGGGUACCUUCAUCUCCUUGACCUUCACCUUCUACAUCCUGUACAAGAUCCACACCCGCGCGCUGGGCAAGCGCUACAUCGGUCUGGGACUUGCACUUCUGCUGUCCCUCAAAGUCCUAUUUAUUUCAGUCGUGCCCUUUGUUUUUACUCCAUGCGAAGCCGUGUGCGGACUUCGUUUUUUUCUUUCCGGAAUCGCUUUUUCACUAUGCUUUGGUGUUAUACUUGUUAAGUUGAUGACUUUAGAAAACUACAAACUUAUCGGUCUUGGGGGUGAAGUUUCUGGAGUAAACCAGUGCGUUUCGGUGUUUUUUAUUUGGUGCGUGCAGAUCUCUAUAGGCGUGCAGUGGUGGCUGUACCACACGCCGGCUACACAUCUAAAAAUAGACAGGUUCGAGGUGGAGAAGCACGCCUGUGACCUUGACCGGCGAGAUUUCGUCAUCUACCACGUGUACAACAUGUUCCUCAUCCUCGUCUGCUCGCUCUACGCCAUCCGGGUGCGGAACGAGAAAAAGAACAUGGGCGAGUCUAAACUUCUGCUGGCCUGCUGCUGGGCGUGUCUGCUCGUCUGGAUAGCCUGGCCGCUCUGUUUGUUCUACGUCGACCGGAAGUGGUCCGAGAUCAUCAUCUGCUCCGCCAUCUUGGCCAGCGCCACCAUGAUCCUGCUCAUCGUGUUUAUCCCCAAGAUGCGGAUGGUUUCCCGCCUAAAAUACGAGCUCGCGCAGAAGGUCAGCGUGAGGAACGGGUGCAGUGUGGACACGGACUUCCUGUAUGAGCGACCCCACUCCCUCCCCGGCACCUUGUCCAGCACUUUUUCUUCGGGGAAAAUGAACUAUCCUAAAACUCUGACAAACUUUGAAUCGGACGCUAAUUACUGA
Messenger RNA from Physella acuta, 4245 nucleotides. Its product is annotated as metabotropic glutamate receptor 3-like. NCBI's taxonomy places the organism in Eukaryota, Metazoa, Mollusca, Gastropoda, Physidae. Gene Ontology annotation, cellular component: membrane. Gene Ontology annotation, molecular function: G protein-coupled receptor activity. Gene Ontology annotation, biological process: G protein-coupled receptor signaling pathway. The record is from RefSeq and is a predicted model, not a curated record.